UACGACUACAAGCAAGGCAUUGCAUGCUUGUUUUAUAAAAUGUGCCUUUGAAAACUAUCAGAUUCUUGGUUUGUGGAUGGCUGUACAGGUGGUAUACUAUAGUUUUCAUCAAACCACACCCAAAACCUGGGGGCGACUGGGGGCGAAAAUGUCAGGGAGCGAAACGACCGGAUGAUACCAAACAAAAUAAUGGCCGAUUCGGAAUCGAUAUUUCAGAAAAACGUGGUUCAUUUUCAUGAAAUGGGACUCGAUGAUCGUCUUCUGAAGGCGAUCUCCAGUCUCGGAUGGUCCGAACCCACACUCAUUCAAGAAAAGGCCAUCCCACUAGCAAUGGAGGGCAAGGAUGUCCUAGCAAGGGCCCGGACUGGAUCAGGGAAGACUGCAGCGUAUGGUAUCCCCUUAAUACAGAAGAUCCUCGAGGCUAAGAGGGUUGCAAGGGAACAGAGCACCAAAGCUUUGGUGAUGACACCGACAAAGGAGUUAUGUAAUCAAGCAUACAAGAACAUCAAGGAGUUGACAACAAAUUGUUCAAGAGAAGUAAGGUGUGUGGACAUAUCAGGCCAAUCUCCAUUAGAGGCUCAGAGGCCCCUGCUGAUGGAAAAGCCAGACAUUGUGAUAGGAACCCCAAGUCGAAUCUUAGCACACAUUGCAGCCAAAAAUCUCCACUUAAAAUCCUCGUUAGAACUUCUCGUGAUUGAUGAAGCUGAUCUUGUCUUCUCAUUCGGUUAUGAACAAGAUGUGAAGUCUAUUCUGAGUCACCUUCCCAAAAUCUAUCAAGCAUUUCUUAUGUCAGCUACUCUCAGUGAUGAUGUCAAGUCCCUCAAGAAAUUAGUCCUUCAUAACCCCGUGAUCCUGAAGCUUGAAGAAUCCCAGCUCCCAGAGACCAGUCAGUUGACACAGUACCACAUUAAAUGUGAAGAAGAAGACAAGUUUGUCUUGAUCUAUGCAUUAUUCAAAUUGAAGUUAAUACGAGGCAAGUCCAUCCUAUUUGUCAAGAAUGUGGACAGGUGCUAUAGGUUAAAGUUGUUUCUGGAGCAGUUUGCCAUCCCAUCCUGCAUCCUGAACUCUGAACUACCCAUCAACUCCCGGUGCCAUAUAGUGAACCAGUUCAACGAGGGAUUAUACGACACAAUCAUAUCCUCAGAUGAGAACAUUGUGCAGAACCCUGAGGUCAAAAAGGAGGAUAAAUACAAGAAAAAGCGGAAACAAGACAAAGAGUUUGGAGUUUCUCGUGGUAUAGACUUCCAGUUCGUCUCCAACGUCAUCAACUUUGACUUCCCAGUUGAUGUUGAUUCUUACAUUCAUAGAGUUGGCAGAACUGCCCGUGGUGACAACAAGGGAACUGCACUGUCAUUUGUGAGCAUAAAGGAAAUGCCCUUACUGCAGCAAGUGGAAGCAGCUCUAUCAGAUACCGCAACGGAGGGUGAAAAUGUGUUCAAGCCGUAUCAGUUUAAAAUGGACGAGAUUGAUGGGUUCAGAUACAGAGCAAGGGAUGCAAUGAGAGCAGUCACCAAGAUUGCAGUAAGGGAGGCCAGGUUGAAAGAAAUCAAGUCCGAGAUCCUAAACUCGCAGAAGCUCAAGUCGUACUUUGAGGACAACCCAAGGGACUUACAGCUACUGCGCCAUGACAAGAGUCUCCACACAGCCAAGGUGCAGCAGCAUAUGAAGAAUGUACCAGAUUAUCUAGUGCCACCUACACUAAAGAGGUUGAGACAUGGUCCUAUAAGAGAUCGUCAGGAAAGGUCAAACAAACCACGUCGGGGUGGUGGCGCACACAGAGGAAGGUCAAAGGGACAGAUGAAAUUCAGUAAAACGAAAGCCGAUCCAUUGAAGAGUUUUGAAUUUGCUGGUCUGAGAGGAGGAAAAAAGAAAAAGAAAUCAUCUUAAUUUGUAGAUUUUAGUUUGAGAAUAAAGUGAUUAAUGAUUAUGUAA
Lineus longissimus is the source of this 1932-nucleotide messenger RNA. Its product is annotated as probable ATP-dependent RNA helicase DDX56. Gene Ontology annotation, molecular function: nucleic acid binding; ATP binding; RNA helicase activity. The record is from RefSeq and is a predicted model, not a curated record. The transcript has 13 exons. Bases 172 to 1887 code for a protein of 571 amino acids. NCBI's taxonomy places the organism in Eukaryota, Metazoa, Nemertea, Pilidiophora, Heteronemertea, Lineidae.